UCCAAACCGGUACAGGCGAGGUUCACAUGAACCGGACCGGAGUAGGUUCUUCCCGUCCUCAAUCCCGUCCCUCUCUUCCAUUGUAUGGCUCUGCUGCCUCCGCCGUCGUCUUUUCCCUGUGCCCGAUCCGCCAGAAACCCUACCGCUCGUCCGUUUCGCGUUCCUACGAGAAGAGGAGAUCGGCCUCGAGGUCGAGAUGGAGUUCUUGUGGUGGCGGACUUGCGGGAUCCUCCGCAGAAGCCAACCAAGUUGGUUACUUUCUUGGGCAAGGGCGGUUGUGGAAAGACAGCCGCCGCCGUGCUCGCUGCGCGGUAUUAUGCAAUGGAAGGGUUGAAGACAUGCUUAGUAGUGCAUUCUCAAGACCUGACUGCUGAAACGCUGAUGGGUUGCAAGAUUGGAAGCACCCCACUGGUGUAUGAUAGCAACCUUUCUGUUGUUCGGCUAGAAACGAGCAAGAUGCUUCUUGACCCUCUUGAGCGAAUGAAGAAAGUAGAUGCACGAAUGAAUUUAACUCAAGGUGUUCUUGAAGGGAUUGUGAGUGAAGAAUUAGGGGUUCUUCCUGGAAUGGAUUCCAUUUUUUCUGCCUUGGCGCUUCAAAAGCUAGUGAGUUUUGAUCUUGGCCAGAGAAACUUCUCAACCAGAGAAUUUGAUGUGAUCAUUUAUGAUGGUGUUAACACUGAUGAGACAUUAAGGUUGAUUGGAGUCACGGACAGAACAAGAUCAUAUUUAAAAUAUGCCAGGAGCUUGGCUGAAAAGACAGAUAUUGGAAGAUUGGCAGCACCUUCUUUGUUGAAACUAGCAUAUGAAUCUAUCAGGUUAACUGAUGGAUCCAGCGAUGGUAAAACAAGUGCAGAAAUAUGGGAGGAAAUUGAGCGAAUCCUUGAGAAAGCAUCAGCUUCAUUCACUGAUUCAUCAAAAUUUGGAUGCUACCUUGUUAUGGAUACAAGAAGUCUGUUGUCUGUUAAUGCUGCAUUGCGAUAUUGGGGUUGUGCAAUUCAAGCUGGAACAUGUAUACGUGGAGUGUUGGGUUUUUAUCCACAAUCUUCUGGUGUGACAGAAACAAUCAUCCAAAAGUUCUCACCUCUGCCAUUUGGGUGUUUGCCAUAUGUUUCCACUGAGGAAUCUGUAGAUUUGUCUGCCUUGAUAAGCUCUUUAAACAAAGACUUGAAGGCUCUUUUUGAAAGUAGUUGUAGUAACUUGCAAUCACCAGUGACAUUUGACUCUAGCCAGAAGUCAGUGACUCUCUUCAUGCCUGGUUUUGACAAGUCAGAGAUAAAACUAUAUCAAUAUCGAGGAGGGUCGGAACUACUGGUCGAGGCUGGGGAUCAGAGACGCAUUAUUAAACUACCAUCUGGUAUGCAUGGAAAAGUAAGAGGUGCCAAAUUCAAUGACAGGAACCUCGUUGUUACACUCCGAUAGCCAGUUCCAAGAGCAAUAUUGGCUGAGCAGAUAUGCUUCCCUCGCCGUUUCUUUUCCCAGUUCUAAGUCUCUCUUUUCCCACUAAUCAUGUAAAUUAUCCUUGUUAAAUUGUUUCAUAAGUACACAAUCAUUCUUUCAAAUUUCCAACUGAUAUGCUUUAUAGAAUUUUAGUAUUCUAGCUUUC
Molecule: messenger RNA, 1603 nt
Organism: Zingiber officinale
Lineage: Eukaryota; Viridiplantae; Streptophyta; Magnoliopsida; Zingiberales; Zingiberaceae
Exons: 7
Coding region: 85-1419 (444 amino acids)
Source: RefSeq, a predicted model, not a curated record